AUGGUUGCUGAACGAGAGAGUGGCCGAAUUAAAGAGGCCAACCAGAGGCGCGUUCUUGAUGAAGCGUCCCGAAAGCGAAGGGCUCGCAAAGCCCUCGAGGCUCUGGAGCAGGACAACUUCCACGACGACCCUCACGCUGACCUUGUUAUGAGCAAAAAGGUUCCCAAAUUCCAAGAAACGCUGGAGAACAAGAAAAAGAGGAGCAAGCGCACACAAGAGUGGUUCAAGAUGCGAUUCCGCAAAAAUUUUGCCCAGUUGCUGGAGGAAUCGAGAUGCUACCGCCCUGACCCUCCCAAUUAUCAAUCCGCACUUGCCCCUCCAUCUAAACUACCUGAACGGCAUUUCUGCGCCAUUUGUGGGUUCCCCAGCUCAUACACUUGUGUACAGUGCGGAGCAAGGUAUUGCUGUGUCAGGUGCUUAGGAACUCAUCAAGAUACACGCUGCCUCAAGUGGACAGCUUAACUUUAGACUUUCUAUUUAAAUAACAAUCCCUUGAUUAAAGUAAUUACAAGUAAGAAAAAAAAGAGGCAAAUAUUGUGAAUUAAAUGCUCUUGAUAUGAAAAUAAAGAUUGGAAACAAAGAAAAAAGUUAACAUCACUUCAUCUAGAAUUUAUU
Messenger RNA from Neocloeon triangulifer, 615 nucleotides. RefSeq names its product zinc finger HIT domain-containing protein 1. Gene Ontology annotation, biological process: chromatin remodeling. The transcript has a single exon. Gene Ontology annotation, cellular component: Swr1 complex. The coding region runs from base 1 to 462 and encodes 153 amino acids. The record is from RefSeq and is a predicted model, not a curated record. Gene Ontology annotation, molecular function: nucleosome binding. NCBI's taxonomy places the organism in Eukaryota, Metazoa, Arthropoda, Insecta, Ephemeroptera, Baetidae.